Molecule: messenger RNA, 1446 nt
Organism: Osmerus eperlanus (European smelt)
Lineage: Eukaryota; Metazoa; Chordata; Actinopteri; Osmeriformes; Osmeridae
Product: homeobox protein six1b
Exons: 2
Coding region: 209-1063 (284 amino acids)
Biological process (GO): skeletal muscle fiber development; regulation of transcription by RNA polymerase II; regulation of skeletal muscle cell proliferation
Cellular component (GO): nucleus; transcription regulator complex
Molecular function (GO): DNA-binding transcription factor activity, RNA polymerase II-specific; RNA polymerase II cis-regulatory region sequence-specific DNA binding
Source: RefSeq, a predicted model, not a curated record
CUCUUUAAGCCUGACAUAUCUCCAACAGGAACAAAUUGUCCCAACAAUCAACAUCCGAAUCUCCCGUACGCAUCAGGGGUGGAGUGGAUAUUCCACGAACGGAUAGCAGUGGAUUCUGGAACACAAUAACAAACCAGUAAAAAAAGUAGCCUAGUCAAGAAAGCGCGUGGCAUCAUUUUGGAUACCAGCCUUGGUCGGAGGAGACACCAUGUCAAUAUUACCGUCGUUUGGGUUUACUCAAGAGCAGGUCGCCUGCGUAUGCGAGGUGCUGCAACAGGGAGGGAACCUGGAGAGACUAGGACGCUUCCUCUGGUCUCUACCCGCUUGCGACCACCUCCACAAGAACGAGAGCGUACUCAAAGCAAAGGCAGUGGUCGCAUUCCACCGAGGGAACUUCAGGGAGCUCUAUAAGAUCCUGGAGAGCCACCAGUUUUCGCCCCACAACCAUCCCAAGCUACAGCAGCUGUGGCUGAAAGCGCACUACGUGGAAGCGGAGAAAUUGCGCGGCCGACCACUCGGAGCCGUAGGGAAGUAUAGGGUCCGGAGGAAAUUCCCUUUGCCCCGCACGAUAUGGGACGGCGAGGAGACAAGUUACUGCUUUAAGGAGAAGUCCAGGGGUGUUCUGAGAGAGUGGUACACGCAUAACCCAUAUCCCUCCCCAAGGGAAAAAAGAGAAUUGGCCGAAGCCACGGGAUUGACCACUACACAAGUCAGCAACUGGUUCAAAAACAGACGGCAGAGAGAUAGAGCGGCUGAGGCUAAAGAAAGAGAGAACAGUGAAAACAACAACGCCGGUAACAACAAACAGAACCAGCUGUCUCCCCUCGACGGCGGCAAGUCGCUGAUGUCCAGCUCGGAGGAUGAAUUCUCUCCACCGCAAAGCCCCGAUCAGAACUCUGUGCUUUUGCUCCAGGGAAACAUGAGUCACCCCAGCGCCUCCUCUUACCCUAUGACGGGCCUCGGUGGAGCACAGUCGGUGCAUGGAAUGCACGGACACCCGCACCAACUUCAAGACUCGUUGUUGGGACCGCUAACAUCUAGUCUUGUGGAUCUAGGGUCCUAAAGACUACCUAAUCUCUUCUAAAAGACUGAUAACAUGAUCAGAUUAAGUACAUAUAUGAAAUUACACUAUGGUACCUUAUAACUAUAGACUGACUUGUCUGUCGUUAAAUUUGGUUAGAGCUUUAACGCAAUUCUUUUACGCGCUUAUUCUAUAGCCACUAGGAGCCUACCCUCCUGUCCGUGAAAACAGUACCAUCAGAGGCCCCGUUCUAGAACUCUUAACUCAACGAAACACUUAGGCUAACUGGACUGCCCAUUUGCUUAAUUUAUGAUAUUUGUUAAGAUAAAAAAUUUAUAGCAACUUCCUGCUAUGGAAACUUAGAAGCAAAGUUUUCCUUAGCCUAGAGUCAUAAUUAUAAGUUUCCAAUAAAACAAAAAUCGUCA